Chelonus insularis is the source of this 1786-nucleotide messenger RNA. Its product is annotated as multiple inositol polyphosphate phosphatase 1-like. The record is from RefSeq and is a predicted model, not a curated record. Bases 81 to 1433 code for a protein of 450 amino acids. The transcript is spliced from 7 exons. Gene Ontology annotation, molecular function: acid phosphatase activity; inositol phosphate phosphatase activity. Lineage: Eukaryota; Metazoa; Arthropoda; Insecta; Hymenoptera; Braconidae.
UUUGCGUAACAUAAACAAUUUUUAAUAAGUUAACUAGAAUAAUUAGUUGAAAUACACUAAAGUUUAACCAAUUUUUAACAAUGAUGCCUACAAGCAUUGUAACUAAUAUGUGGUUAAAAUUAUUGGUGAUUAUUUCAUUUGCUUAUUCAAGUAAUUCAGAAAUAAAUCCAUCUGAAUAUAUUGAUUGUAUGGAAAAUCCUUAUAAUGAUAAGUGUAGAUUUGCUUUAUCAGAGCCUUAUAGAUAUGUUGCGAAUUAUAAUGACAGUGAAAUAAUAUUACCAGGUUGCAAAGCUGAAAAAAUUUUCUUGUUCAUCAGACAUGGAACACGAUUACCAGAUCCAGAGGUUCUUGUAGUAAUGGACAGACUUCCAAUUCUACAACAAAAAAUUCUCAACUACUGCAAUGAAGAGAGUUCAUCAUGUUACUUGAAUGAAAAACAAUUACAAGAUUUAGCUGAUUGGAAAUUCGUUAAAAUUCCUAUAGAGGAUAAUAUGCUUUUGGUUGAAGAGGGUCAGAGAGAACAUGUUGGAUUGGGAAAACGAUUUCAGUCAAGAUUUCCUGACUUGAUGCCAGAAGAAUAUGAUAAUACCAUUUAUCAAUUUCGAACCACUAAUACUCAACGAACACGGGAAAGCGGAAGACAAUUUACGAUUGGUCUAUUUGGUGAGCAACAAAGUAAUGAAGUUGAAUUUCCUGAACCUCGAGAUAAAGAUCCAGUACUCAAUUUCUAUGAAGUGUGUGAUAGAUGGAUAAAAGAAGUAGAACAGAACCCCGAAACCUAUGUAGAGUAUGAAAAAUUCAAGGCUGGUGAAGUAGUACUAUCAAUGCUGAUAGAUUUCACUGAACGACUAGGAUUUAGAGUUACUUUUGAUGAUGUGAACGCUAUGUAUUCAAUGUGUCUCUUUGAAGUUGCUUGGGAUGAACAAGUAACAGCUCCCUGGUGUCCACUUCUAACUUCAGAAGAUCUUGAAAUUAUGGAAUUCUCUGAAGACCUAAGAUACUUUUACACUGAUGGAUAUGUAUACCCACUAACAGCGCAGCAAGUAUGUCCAGUUAUGGUUGACAUGUUUCAAUUUUUCAGAUCAAAUGAUACCUUCAGAACAAUGGCCUCUUUUACUCACUCAGAAGCUGUAUUAAAAGCGUUAACGUUUUUGGGAAUAUAUAAUGACAAUAAAACAUUUUAUCAUGAUUCAUUUGAAUCAUCAAGAGAUAGAUUAUGGCGAGCUAGUCUUAUUGAUGCAUUUGCAUCAAAUAUUGCUUUCGUAUCUUACAACUGUGAAUCAAGUGGGCAAAGUAUUCUGUUUAUGCACCAAGAACGUAUUGUAACUAUUCCUGGAUGUCCUGAAGGCGUUCCAUGUCCUUUAAAUAUAAUGGAAGAGAAAUUUCCUGAUAAUGAUGAGGCGUGUGAUUUUGAUAAUCUAUGCUUCGUCUAACGAGAAUUAACUGCUCCAAAAUAACAAAGAUGAAGCAGAAUUAAUAUUCUAAAGAUGACAAGCAGAAGGACAAGACUGUAGAGAAUAGAACAUGAGUAGCUAAGAUGGCAUUUCAGGAAUGUAAUCAUCAAUUGGAUUUUACGGAGAUUGUACCCUACAUAUACAUGAUUUCCAUCUGUUGUUUAUAUAUGCUAUUUUGUAUCCAUAUUUGCACCCACACGAAUCAUCGGAAAUGAAUGGUUUAUUUACAGAUUUACUGUAUUCGUGUAAAUUUUAAAAAGUCACAUAAAAUACAUUAUUAAUACUUUACGUAAAUUAUUAUUGAUAAUGUAUAAAUAUCGUAAUUAAAAAAA